Molecule: messenger RNA, 1182 nt
Organism: Hypomesus transpacificus
Lineage: Eukaryota; Metazoa; Chordata; Actinopteri; Osmeriformes; Osmeridae
Gene: mrpl16
Product: mitochondrial ribosomal protein L16
Exons: 5
Coding region: 154-930 (258 amino acids)
Biological process (GO): mitochondrial translation
Cellular component (GO): mitochondrial large ribosomal subunit; ribosome
Molecular function (GO): rRNA binding; structural constituent of ribosome
Source: RefSeq, a predicted model, not a curated record
UUAUCAGCGUACCGGAUGUUGAUCGUACUUGGAAUGGUGGCGACCUUGCACAAUGCGUGAUUCUUGUCUAUAAACAGUCGUUAUUAGCUGGAGAUGGUUCAUAUAAUAAUUUAAACAGUAGUCUGAUUUUAUCACAUAAAAAAAGGAAAAGACAUGAUUUCCUUGAUCAAAUCCGCAAUUUGCGGAGUGACCAAUACAGCUGGUAGGAUUGCGGGGCUCCAAGGUGGUCUGCAUAAUCACGUGAAGGUUCUCUCGGUCGGGAUGAAGACGUACGAGAUUCCACCUGACUACAGCGAUGUAGUGCUGCCUGAACGACCCAAACUCAAGUUCAUGAACAAGGUGCCUAACUUGAAGAAGGCCAAGAAGGAGAUGAAGAAGCUCCGGGAUAUCCAGGGUCCUACUAAAGGAGGGAGCACCUUCUCUAAAGGCCAAUAUGCCAUAGUGGCCUUGGGAGGGGGGUACCUCCACUGGGGCCACCUGGAGAUGAUGCGUCUGACUAUUAACCGGCGGAUGGAUCCCCGCACCACUUUUGCCCGCUGGCGCAUCUUUUCCCCCUACAAGCCCAUCACUCGCAAGGGCCUGGGACAACGCAUGGGUGGGGGCAAGGGAGCUAUCGACCACUAUGUCACCCCAGUGAAAUAUGGCCGCCUGAUUGUGGAGGUCGGGGGCAGGCUAGAGCUGGGAGAGGUAGAGCCUAUUCUGAAGGAGGUUGCUAAAAAGUUGCCCUUUCCUGCCAAGGUGAUGAGCAGGGAAACCCUGGAAGCCAUGAAGAAGGAGGAGGCAGAGAUGGUGCAGAACAACCAGAACCCCUGGACCUUCCAGGAAAUCGUACGCUCCAACAUGUUGGGCAUAAGGAAGGUACUGAGCCCAUUCGACUUGAAAAACAAUGGACGCUUCACCGGAAAGUUUCACAACCCUGGGAGGGUCUGAGUUGCAAAGACCUGCAAAGACAAUGUAUAUUCACAUACAGAUGGACCGUGAAUGGACUCUGGAAUACCAGAGAACCUGCCCUUGACUACUAAAGUCAAACUAUUGCUACUUGUUAUCUGUGGACAUUUGUCUAUCCACCAUGGAAGAAGACCGGUCUCAGGAACGUGGUUCAUCUUCAUUUGUAGCGAUGAGUCUGAGCUGGUCCAGCUCAAUUUUGUUUUGUUACAAAAUAAAAUAAACAUGUAAAAAAUG